AUGGCGCCUACGGUCGACACCCUCAUCAUCGGCGCCGGGCCCAGCGGUCUCUGCGCUGCAAAGACGCUUCUUCAGCGCGAUCCAUCAUCCGACAUUUUGCUCGUCGAUGGCCGUGCCUCCGUCGGCGGGGUCUGGUCGCAGGAGCAGAUCUAUCCGAACUUGAAGACGAACAACUUCACGACAUCGAUCGACUUCUCCGACUUCCCCAUGGAUCUCGAGAAAUAUGGCCUCAAAGAGAAGCAGCAUGUUCCUGGGGAGGUUAUGCACAAGUAUCUGGUGUCGUACGCCAAGCACUUUGGUGUCUACGACAAGAUCCAGCUGAAUACCAUGGUGAACCGUAUCACCCGCCCGGACAGCGCCGAAUGGUACAUCGAUAUUGAGGAGAACGGCGAGGCAAAGACCAUCUCGUGUAACCGUCUCAUCGUCGCGACCGGCGUGCUUACCGUCCCGCACAUGCCCGAAAUCGAAGGGUCCGAUGAAUUCAACGCACCGAUGAUCCACUCCUCGAAUCUCGGACCGCGUAAAGAACUGUUCGAGGACCCCGAUAUCCAGACGGUCGCGGUGCUCGGUGGCAGCAAGUCCGCAUACGACUCCGUGCACCUGGCGGCAUCGACCGGACACAAGGUCCGCUGGGUGAUCCGCCGCUCGGGGCGGGGCCCGGCGUGGGUCUUUACCGCGUUUACACAGCUCGGCCCGUUCAAGGUCUGGAGAGAGAGGCUUGUGACGAGACGCAUUGUCGCAUUCAUGUCGCCGAACAUGUUUCCAGAUAUGUCGGGCUUGUCCUGGAUCCGGCGCUUUCUCCACGAGAACGCGAUCGGCAGAGUUAUUUCGAGAAAUUUCUGGAAGUUGAUUCGGUACGACACAAUCAAGGAUUGUGGGUACCAGACACAUGAGAAGACGAAGGUGCUCCAGCCGGAACAGAAUCAAUUUUGGUACGGCACCGCAUCGGGUAUCCUGAGCUUCGACGAUGACUUCUUCGAAUAUGUCCGCAAUGGUACUGUCGAGAUCUACCGCGAAGACAUCGACCAUCUCUCGGAUCACAGGGUCCACCUCGCCGAUGGCACAUCUUUUUCAGUUGACCUUCUCGUUGCCUCUACCGGAUUUUCAGCCAAGCCGACCAUGAACUUUGAACCUGCAUCGCUGCACGCUGAGCUUGGUGUCCCAACUGCUGAAAUGAGCCCCGAACAAGUCGCCUUUUGGAAUGAGCAAAGCGCCAAGGCUGAUAAGGCUAUUGGCGCCCGCUUCCCUCGUCUGCUCGACGGUCCGUUCUUGAGUCCUACUUCAUCCAAACCAAAGCCUUUCAACCCCGGUGCCUCAGUCGAGGUAUCAUACAGCCCCUGGCGCCUGUAUCGUGGCAUGGCGCCUCCUGGUCUCGCCGCCAACGAUGAUCGCUCGCUCAUCUUCCUCGGUGUCUUUAGCAACUUGGCCAACAUCAUGCGUUUGGAAGUCCAAUGUUUGUGGGCCUUGGCCUACUUUGAGGGCAAGAUUCCAACUCUCGAUAGGGACAUUCGUGCUGGUAAGGUCUAUGAGGAAACUGCGCUCAUGCAGAGGUGGGCUCAACAUCGAGCUCCUUAUGGCCAUGGACGCCAGUACACGGACAUUGUGUUUGAUCAAUUGCCAUACUGGGAUAUGUUACUUGGAGAGGUUGGCGUGCAGACGCAAAGGAAGCCGAGUAAGUGGGCAGAGUUCUGGGAAUCUUACACACCCGUCGACUAUCGCGGUAUGGUAAAGGAGUGGAUGGCUCAGAACCCUAGGUUGCAAAAUGGCAAAGCCUAG
Colletotrichum chrysophilum is the source of this 1776-nucleotide messenger RNA. RefSeq lists its product as uncharacterized. Gene Ontology annotation, molecular function: NADP binding; flavin adenine dinucleotide binding. NCBI's taxonomy places the organism in Eukaryota, Fungi, Ascomycota, Sordariomycetes, Glomerellales, Glomerellaceae. The coding region runs from base 1 to 1776 and encodes 591 amino acids. The transcript is spliced from 2 exons. The record is from RefSeq and is a predicted model, not a curated record.